Oncorhynchus gorbuscha (pink salmon) is the source of this 2411-nucleotide messenger RNA. RefSeq names its product homeobox protein Hox-B2a-like. Bases 732 to 1877 code for a protein of 381 amino acids. NCBI's taxonomy places the organism in Eukaryota, Metazoa, Chordata, Actinopteri, Salmoniformes, Salmonidae. The record is from RefSeq and is a predicted model, not a curated record. Gene Ontology annotation, biological process: regulation of DNA-templated transcription. The transcript is spliced from 2 exons. Gene Ontology annotation, molecular function: DNA-binding transcription factor activity, RNA polymerase II-specific; DNA binding.
CUCUGUAGCUUCCAUUUAUGAAAACAAAAAUAUAGCAGUCUCCCAUUACAACAUGCAGGCAGCUAAUCUGCACUAUGCUAGGCUCUAGGAAACCGUUUUUCAGUAUUUUGCCAAGCGAAUCUCAGCCUCUUGUUGAGACAUCUUCUAUCUAGGUUGAGUGGAGUUAUUUUUACCUUAAGUCUGCUCCUCUUGUCAAACUUUUAAGAUUAAUGGGCUUCUUUUGUAUAAACACGCCGUUUGCCAUAUUGUAUAUGUGCUCUUAACAACAACCAAAUUUUACUGGAUUACAUCAUCAGGGUCCAGGCAGAAUCUCUGCAUGCAAAUCUCCAUUGUUUGACAUGAAGGCCCUCACAUAACCUCCCACUCGAAACAACGAGGUGAGACAGUUGGCAACCGAACACUUUUUUUUCUUCUCGAAAAUAAUACCCCCCUGCUAACACAAACCAAUAUCUUUUGGUAUUUUUGACUAUUUGUUGAAAAUAAUGCUUUCUUUAGCCACCAGGCCCCGGCUUUCCAUUGGUUGAAUCGUGUCAUGUGACCAGGAAUUGGCUGCAAUUUCGCCCAUAGUCUUCAGUUUAGUAGACCAAGGUCCCCAUACGCUAGUAAUAUCACCAAUAUACACAAUUAUUAAAGCCCGCAAAUACGGGAUAGCGGGGAGCUAAUAAUCACGCGUUUUUAUUUUUAUUUUACUCGUUUUGAUCUCGCCGUCCGUCUGUGGACCAGGAUAAGCUAUGAAUUUUGAAUUUGAGAGGGAGAUUGGGUUCAUAAACAGCCAGCCUUCCCUUGCAGAGUGCCUGACGUCUUUUCCCGCUGUCCUGGAGUCAUUUCAAACUUCAUCAAUCAAGGACUCGACAGUAAUUCCUCCUCCUUUCGAGCACACCAUCCCCAGCCUGAGUCCCUGCACAAGCAGCCAGGCGCGACCGAGGAACCAAAAGCGAACCUCCAAUGGCCUCCAGCUUCGGACGCCACAGCCGCAACAGGGCCCAGCCCCGCCGGCGAGCGCGGCUGGCCCGCUGGCACACGAGUUCCCCUGGAUGAAAGAGAAGAAAUCCUCGAAAAAGGGACCCAAAUCUGGGAAUGCCACGGUAGCCUCCUCUUCUCCCUCUCCUGCAUCCUCCGGGUACGCCACUGCAGGACUUGAAUCACCGACAGAGGCGCAGGGUGGAUUGGACAGCGGAAGCGGAUCCCGGAGGCUGAGGACUGCCUACACCAACACGCAGCUACUGGAGCUGGAGAAGGAGUUCCACUUCAACAAAUAUCUCUGUCGGCCCCGACGUGUGGAGAUAGCUGCCCUUCUGGAUCUAACCGAGAGACAGGUCAAAGUGUGGUUCCAGAACCGGAGGAUGAAGCACAAGCGGCAAACGACACACCACAGGGAAGGCCAAGAGGGCGAUCCCGGCGGGUUCGAGCCCCUGGAAGGUGCCGAUGCUUCCUCGCCUUACUCGAGCCAGCCACUGGAAGCCUCGGGCUCGGCUGCGUCCGAGGAAGAGACGUGUAACUCGGCAGCCUCCUACACGAACAGCAGUGACAAUAACCAGCCCACGCCUGAGGAGGGCCAGCUGAGCUGCCAGGAGCCCGCAUCAGUCUCUGACACAACAGUGCGGUCGACUCCGUUCCCAACGCCCACUGCAGAUAACCCCGCAACAAUGGGCAACGGUGGCGCAUCUGGCCCGGAUCAUUCUUUUUCAGAGCAGCAGGACGCCUCCUCCCUGCCCGAUUUGAAUUUCUUUUCUGCUGAUUCCUGCCUCCAGAUUUCUGACGCUUUAUCGCCCAGCUUGCAGAGCUCACUCGACAGCCCGGUAGAUUUCUCCGAGGCAGACUUUGACUUAUUUACAAGCACACUUUGUACAAUAGAUUUACAACAUUUACAGUUCUAACAACAAGAAUAGUGCAGAGCAAUCGAAUUAAGGAGAAUGUCCCACCGUCUUACAAUGGUAUGAAUGCUUCUCCGCAACAGUCCUGAAACACACUUAUGAAAAAGAUUCCUGGGUUUAUUUUGAAGAUAACAUAGAACCUGAGAUAGCAAAGGAGCUAUUAUGUUCUUUCCUGGCAUUAUAAUUUUGGUUUACUCCAUCGAAAUCACAUACGGAUUUCCCCUUGUUCAAAUUUCAGGUAUUUAUUGCCUUCUUGUUUUCUGACAGUAUUAAUUGGCAGUUAUAGUAAUAGACUAUACUGUCUCCUUAAUGUUUCAAAACUGUUCAGUGCAGCUCAAUCUUUUAAUUCUCAGGAAAUGUAGGCCUAUCAGAUAUAUAAGCCUAAAGGAUAGUUGAACUGCUUUUAGAAAUUCUCUCGAGACGGGCGUUGAACCUGUUGAUGAGGUUUAGAACUAGUUUAUUUAUUGAGAUUCUUUAAUAGUACAUUUCAAAUUAUUUAUUGUACAUUAUUUUCAUAGUUGAAAUAAAAACAAACUU